Molecule: messenger RNA, 670 nt
Organism: Hordeum vulgare subsp. vulgare (domesticated barley)
Lineage: Eukaryota; Viridiplantae; Streptophyta; Magnoliopsida; Poales; Poaceae
Exons: 2
Coding region: 166-423 (85 amino acids)
Source: RefSeq, a predicted model, not a curated record
GACAUUGAACCGAUCCCAACAAUGUUCAAGACUAUACUUGUUGCUAUAUAUAGACAUGAUCGAAUAUGCAUGCAACAGCAGAGCUAGCCAUAUACGCAAUGAAGUUCAGAGUAAGAAACACUAAACUAGUUUAAGUGGUGAUUAAUCAGACAUAUUAGCUAGCUCAUGGGUUCCACGGAGGCUAUCUUGUCUGCGCAGCUCGCCAGCCAAUUAUUCAACAUCAACAAGUUCAUCGCGGGCCCUGUACCGCAAAUGCAAAAGCAAUCUGAUGGCAGCGGAAGACAGGCGGAGAAGAAGGAGAUGAACAAUAAAUCUGAUGUCAAGAUUGUUGGCAAGCAACGGCAGCAGCAGCAGCAACUGAAGCCACGGUUCGCCCUGGAGCUGGACGGGCUUAAUUGCUUCGAGACCCUUGUCCCUCUCUGAAGCGCAAUUUGAUCGUCUUGUGUGCUUUCAACACAUAUUUUGUUUUUCUUUGUUGGAGAGGAUCCUUAUAUGGCAGGGAGUUGUGUCUUCUAUAUUUCAACAGUGAUCAUUAGUCUGCAAAUAGAUUUUUAUGUUCACAAAUUGUCGCGUUGUCUGUUUCGAUGUUGACAAUUUUUGUUGUGUGUUUCAUGCAUUUUCGUGUGGCAACAUUUGCCCCAACUCAUGAUAUAUGGAAUUAUGGAGAUAC